This is a messenger RNA of Clonostachys solani, 1881 nucleotides long. The record is from the annotation of a GenBank genome assembly. NCBI's taxonomy places the organism in Eukaryota, Fungi, Ascomycota, Sordariomycetes, Hypocreales, Bionectriaceae.
UCCUUCACUCACCUGGAUCCAGCUUGCCUUGUCGAGGACCCGGAAACGAAGAAGCAGCGGCCUCGCAACUAUCUCGAAACCCUCGAAGAGCGCUUGGCUCUUCUCGAGAACCAAGCUUCAGAAAACCGUUUCACCGACAGCAAUUCCUCCACGCCAGUCCUCCAGAGCAGCAAUGGCGGCGACCAUUCAGUACCCGCCUUUGCCUCCGAGGUAGGUGAUGUUGUUCAUAGCGGCCUGCCUGUAAGAGUCGGAGAACUGGAUGUCUCAACCACCCAGACCGAGCCCCAAUACUUGGGAUCAUCCUCCGCGUUCGCCUUUUCUCACCUCAUUAGUUCUUCUCUCCGGGGGGCGAUUGUCCCCAAGCCAUCUUCUCGAACUAAUCCCGGCCAUUUGUGCAUCUCCCCUCUACCUUGUCCUUUGCCAGGGUACGGUAUUGCUACCACUCUCAGUAAUGCCUACUUUGAGAAUAUACAUCCACAGUAUCCUUUUCUUCACGAGCCGACUUUCAGGCAAUACGAGAAAAAUCUGUUGGCUGCGUGUCCAGACACCACCGACCUCGGGGUGGCCACUGCGCCUUUCUUCUUCAUGCACAUGUGGCUUACCAAGUAUUUCAAAGGUAUAUGCAGUGGGUGCAAUCUUGGUUCCAGGCUGUCAGCACUUAGCAGAGACGACCCUGAAGAGGAGAAGCAACAUUAUAGUGCGGCGCAACUCUAUCCCGAUGUUCUAUCCUAUAACAAUUUAGAGGCGAUACAAGCCAUAUUAUGCUAUGCCAUGUACUCGCUCCGAUCGCCAACAGGGCCCUCCCUAUGGAAACUGUCAGGGCUAGCUUUGCGGCAGUGUAUUGAAUUAGGAUAUCACCGCAGUGCUCGGAGGGUACGUUCUGUCCAGGAUGCGCUCCAACUCGAGUUACGGAAGCGAUCAUUCUGGUGCGCACAAGGGAUAGAUGUGACUUAUGCGCUACGGCUGGGCCGUCCGUUGGGAAUACAAGUACAUGAAAUAGAUGCCGAGCUUCCGCUUGACAUUGACGACGCUUCAAUCAGCAGUUCCGGCAUUCUUGGAAUCCCGAGAACAUCACCCGACACAGCACCAACAUCAAUGUCCAAUGCUCUCCACGUUAUUCGACUCCGGCGGAUAUGGGCCCGCAUUCAUACUUGUGUUUACUCGACUAGCAUGUUGGGCGACGUCGACGACAAUACGCGAAACUCUCACAUACUGCAGCUUCGUGAAGACUUGGAAGAAUGGCGGCGGACGGCUCCUGAACCGCCCCCGCGAUCUGGCAAGCCGUUGUCCAUCUUCUCUACUAAAGCCUGGUACGACCUCAACUACAGCGGCACCAUCCUCAAUCUUUACCGCAACCAACUGGUGGAGCCCGAAAAUACUCCUGAUAGCGUCUUCUUGGAUUGUAUGCAAGCUGCCAGCACCGUCUGUCGGCUAUAUCGACGCCAGUACGUCGGCACCUCCAUCCAGCAUACAUGGGCCACCCUCCACUGCGUGUUCUGGGCGGGAUUGAUCUUUCUGCACUGCCUAUGGACGUCAAAUGCCGCCUGCGAAUCUGUACAGCACGGCGACGUAAGCCAGAUAUGCACAGACUGCAUCAUGGUGCUGGUUGUCAUAGCGCAGGCUUGGGAGGAGGCCGCUCCGUACCGUGAUAUUUUCGAGGUUUUGACCAAUCGUACAUUGUCCAUGAUUGUGAACAGAAACUUGCAACGGCCGCCUGUGCCCGCCACUCCGGCCUUGUCGGCUACCUCUGAACGAGAGGCGGUUGCGAGGUGGAUGACUGAGAUUGACGACACAGGAAUGUUGUCCGGGCUUGAUGAAUUUCUAUCUGGUUUUAUGGAUAAUCUUGGAGGGUAUAAUAUGACUCACGAUGAUAAUGUGUAA